GACCAGAAGAAAGAAAACGUGACUAAAGCAAAACUCUGAGAAGAUUAAGUGAAGGGCAAAUACACGAAAUAAAUGAAAGAAAAUUGAUAUAUGUAAAAGAAAAAAAUAAUAAAGAGAAACUAAGAAAAAUAUAUAUGAAAUAACUACAUAUAUCACGUGGCAGUGAGGUGACAGCAACUUAAUACAAUAGGUAUAUAUAUAGUUAAUUAUAUAUAUAUAAAUAUAAUUCAUUAAAAUAAAGAAGCUUCCAGUAUUUUGCUUGUCACAAUUCUGGCUCGGGCAUCGCUAAGGCAGACGAAGUCACCGCACGACUUUCCACCGCCUUCACACACGCACCUACGCGCCCACACGCCCACACAAUGAACAGCCCGAAGCCCUCUGGUAUCCGCACGCCCACCCGCAUUGGGCGUGCUGCUUCCGGGAUCCCUGUCACGCCCGGAACACCCCCGACGCCGCCCACACCGCCCACGCCCCCGACACAGAAUAAGCCGUUCAAAAUCGCUCCUCUGUCCACGCCCUCGCCUUCUGCAGGAGCUAACGGUGACCGAGUGGAUGUAGAAGUAGAAAAACUGCGACGCCUCAGUGAAGAGUUCUCCAGGAAAACCGACUCCACACUGCUCAACGGCUCCGCUAGACACAAAAGUCCUUCGCCUCAACCCAGACCAGCUCUCCCAACGUACACAAACUUCAAGCAGAUCUACAACAACAACCUCCACAACCACAACAACAACAACAACAACACCCCCAAUUCCUACAACAACACGCAUAGCAACAACCUUUCCAACGGCCUUAGUGGGAGCAACAGCAGCCUCUCCAGCAGUAACAGCAGCAGCUUCCACCAUAAGCGUGCCAGAUCCCCUCUGAGAGAAAACGGCCUCUCGCCCUCUGUCAUCCUCGAGACAAAGAAGGGGCUGUCUGAGGAACCUUUCCUUCCCUUCACCUUCCCCGAUCUGCCUUCCUACAAGAUGCCUUCUCAGAGGCGCUUCAGCGAGGACGUGUCCUUUCGCCGACCGCUUGCCACACUGCAUGAGGAUGAGGUGGUUGCCAGGCGACGCUUCAGCGAGGAUGUCCGCAAGAAAUCCCUGGACACCUCCGCCGUGAUGGACGACAUAUUCAAGCACCAGCGGCGUCUGUCGGAGGCUGGAGUUCGCCGCUUGUCAGAUGCCUCGGUCGUGUUGACAGAGGACACUGACAGUUUCAUCAUCGGAGACCGAGUGUGGGUUGGUGGUACGAAGGGGGGACACAUUUCCUACAUUGGAGAGACACAGUUUGCCCCAGGAGAGUGGGCAGGAGUUACUCUUGAUGAACCCAUUGGCAAGAAUGAUGGAAGCGUGGCAGGUGUGCGUUACUUCCAGUGCGAGGCCAAGAAGGGUGUCUUCUCGCGCCUCACCCGCCUGUCCCGUACACCUCUCACUGACCAGGACAUCGAGAUCCUGACGUCCAGAUCUUCCACCGUAGGAUCAGACUCCCCAAAGACCAAUGGUACCCCCGCAGCUAGCGUGGCCUCGGGCCCUACGUCAUCUACCACACGUAAGAUUACCCCUGCCAGUGCCCCAGCAGGCUCCACUGCUUCCUCCACCUCUGCUGUUGCUGCUAAGUCAGGUUCUCCUGCCCCUGCUUCUACUCCAAGGAAAGCUUCUAAUGCUACCCCAGCUUCUGUAUCCUCAGACUUGAAAGUAGGAGACCGUGUAGUCAUCAACAGUGCUUCAGGAGUCAAGCACGGCACGCUGCGCUUCAUUGGAAAGGCAGACUUUGCUGAGGGCAUUUGGGCCGGGGUGGAACUGGAUGAGCCCAAUGGCAAGAACGAUGGUUCUGUGGCAGGCAAAAAAUAUUUUGAGUGCAAGAACAAGUAUGGGCUGUUUGCCCCAGUGGCCCGCGUAAGCAAGUUUACCGGGGGUUCAGGGACCCCGCGCCGUACCUCCUCCCUGUCCCAGACCCCCCGGGGCUCCCUCCGCCGUUCCAACAGCAAGGAGUCCAUUGGCGGGUCUUCUGUUGCCUCUUCCACUACGUCAUCCAUUCGGGGUACCAGGGUAAGACUUGGCGUCACGUCCCUAUCGCCAGGCCAGAGACCAAGCAGGCCCACCACCUCCUCUGUACCAAGCACCAAAGCUUUGCAGGAAGCACUCGCAGAAAAAACCCAACAUGUUGAUCAGCUGAUGAGAGAGCGUGACCUGGAGAGGGCAGAGGUAGCGCGGAUGGCUGCCCAGGCAGAUGAGGCCACCAGGGCAGCUCAGGACAUGCGGAUGCAACUUGAUCAGCUACAAGUGGAGUCGGAGGAGCGCCUGCACGACCUAGGGGAACGAGUGCGCCUGCUGGAGAAGGAGCGGGAGGACAUCCUCACCAAACUGGAGGACAAGCAGAGGGAGGUAGAUGACCUGGCCUUCCGUCUGGAGGAGGAGUCCAUCACCAAGGCCGAUCUCGAGAAAUUGGAACGCCUGAAAGCAAGUCAGAGCACAACAGAUGGAGAGUACAUCAAAGAAAUGAAGAAGGAGGUGGAGGAACUAAGAAAAAAACUCAAAGAACGAGGAACCAUAGAGGCUAACAGGGCAUUCGAAAUGGAGGAACUGGAGAUUAACCUGAGAGCUAGCGUGGAAGAACUUCAAGCUAAGGUGAUGGACAUGGAAAGGGAAAAAGAGGAGCAAGAUAAAGUCCUGCUGGAAAACAUUGAGAUGAUCAAGUCCCUCAAGACAAGCAACGAAGCCUUGAAAAACGACAUCAGUGAACGUGAACAGAAGAUCCAACUCCUGGAAUCAAAGCAGGAGGAAGACGGCGCGAAAUCGAGGGAGAGAUCGACGGAAAUUGGCGAGAAGGAUGCAAAGAUUAGGGAGCUGCAGCUUGAGGUUGAGAGGAAGGGGAAGGACUUCGAAGAUGUAACCCAACAGGUGGAGGAGGUCCUGCAGGACAUCGUGAAGGAGAGACAAGAAAAGGACGUGCUACGGAAGGAGAUUGAGGGUCUCAAAACACAGCUCAGUUCUGGUUCGAGUGAGACUUCAAGUCUUCUACUCGAGCUUGACAAGGUGAAGGAAGAACUCACAGUUGCCACUAGUCAACUUCAGGAGGCGAAUAAUAAAAUCAAGAAUGUUGAGAUGGAGAAGACCAAAGCCGAGGAAGAACUCAAGCAGGCAAGCAGUUCAGCUUCAGAUACAUCAGUCCAGCUCAAGAGUGUCACAACCAAACUCCAGGAUACGGAAAAAGAACUAUCGAUUUUCAAGGAGAGGCUCGAGAAAGCAGAAAAGUCCCUUAGAAGCGAGCAGGAAGGCAAGCUCUCCCAGACUGAAACCGUGGAGAAACAUUUGUCAGAAUUAAAGGAACAGCACUCACAGCAACUUCUUAAUUAUGAAGAACAGGUCAAAACACUGCUCAGUUCUGGUUCGAGUGAGACUUCAAGUCUUCUACUCGAGCUUGACAAGGUGAAGGAAGAACUCGUAGUUGCCACUAGUCAACUUCAGGAGGCGAAUAACAAAAUCAAGAAUGUUGAGAUGGAGAAGACCAAAGCCGAGGAAGAACUCAAGCAGGCAAGCAGUUCAGCUUCAGAUACGUCAGUCCAGCUCAAGAAUGUCACAACCAAGCUCCAGGAUACGGAAAAAGAACUAUCGAUUUUCAAGGAGAGGCUCGAGAAAGCAGAAAAGUCCCUUAGAAGCGAGCAGGAAGGCAAGCUCUCCCAGACUGAAACCGUGGAGAAACAGUUGUCAGAAUUAAAGGAACAGCACUCACAGCAACUUCUUAAUUAUGAAGAACAGGUCAAAACACUGGAGACACAGAAGAGUUUGGAGAAUCAAGUGAAGGCCAUGACCAGUGAAUCAGCUGACAAGCAGGGAAGCAUGGAGAAGGCCCUUGCUGACAUGAGAACAGAGUUGGAUAAUCUAGUCAAAGAGAAAAACGAGAUGGUGAGGAAGAAGACAGAGUUAGAGGAACAAAUAUCAAGUCUGGAGAACGAUAAUUGCAAGCUACGAACAGAGCAGGAAGCGAACCUCUUGGCUGUGACCGAGAGGGAUCAAAAGGCUGUCAUUGAUAUAACCAAUUUAUAUGCUCUCAUGAACAUCACUGUUGCCCUCUGCUCCAUUGAACACAUUGGACCUGGAUGCUACACUGUCAUCACACAGCGCAAAUUUCAGGCAUUUGGUUUCCUGGCCACUCUGAUGGGUGUGAGGGUUGUAGGCUGGGCGCAUGCAAACACUGAUGUGCGAGCUUUAUGCAUUUGUGAAAAGUCAUUCCUGUCACCCCAGACUUCAGUUAAAAUGCUCAUGAUGGCAAAUUUGUGUCACCGCAACCUUCGAGCCAAAUUUUUUCACAAUGUUAGACUUACUGAAGCCAAACUAAAGUCGAGUGGUGUGGUGCAGUGUACCCUGGUGGCAGCCUUGAAAGCCGAGGUGGAGCACUUGAUGACCUCCUUCAACAGCCAUCGCGAAGACCUUCAGAAACAGCUGAUGCAAGUGCAGGCGGAUAAGGAGGCAAUGGCAGAGAUCCAGAAGACAUUACUCUUUCCUGAGACUAAUGAGAUGAGAUCAUUCAAAACCAUUAAAAGUGACGUGGUGGAGGAAGAAAAAACAAAUCUAGUCAAAGAAAAAGACAGUCUGGAGGAGAAUUUGAAGAAGCUCUUAGCCAUAGAGGAAGAACACAAGACACUACAGAAGACACACACCGAACACACCAAGAAGGCGGAGAGUCUGAGUGCCGAAAAGGAGCGCUUGGCCAAAGAGAAGGACGAGUUGGAGAAGGAGGUCAAGAUGAUGAAGAAGCUGGAGGAGGAGAGAGAGCGGUUGUCGGGCGACGUCCAGAAACUGGAGAAGGAGCUCACGAAGAUCCCCCACCUACAGGAGGACAAUGCUCGGCUGGCGGAUGACAUAGCAAAAAUGACGAAGGAGAGGGAGAGCCUGGCUACCAGCCUGAAGAAGAUGGAGGAGGAGCUGAAGCAGAAGAAGCAGCUGGAGGAAGACAACAUGAGAAUAAGUUCGAGUUUGAAGAGUGUCGAGGAGGAGAAGAACAAGCUAAUGAUCGACGUGCAGAAGCUGGAGGCCGAGGCUGCCUCAAAAAAGCUGGAGGCCGAGGCUGCCUCAAAAGUAAGGCAUCUGGAGGGGGACCACUCAAAGGCCCUGGAGACAGUCAGAUCCUUGGAAGAGGAGAAAAGGCUGGCGGCUGAGGAGAUAUACAAGUUGGAGGAGGAGCUGAAGCAGAAGAAGCAGCUGGAGGAAGACAACAUGAGAAUAAGUUCGAGUUUGAAGAGUGUCGAGGAGGAGAAGAACAAGCUAAUGAUCGACGUGCAGAAGCUGGAGGCCGAGGCUGCCUCAAAAGUAAGGCAUCUGGAGGGGGACCACUCAAAGGCCCUGGAGACAGUCAGAUCCUUGGAAGAGGAGAAAAGGCUGGCGGCUGAGGAGAUAUACAAGUUGGAGGAGGAGCUGAAGCAGAAGAAGCAGCUGGAGGAAGACAACAUGAGAAUAAGUUCGAGUUUGAAGAGUGUCGAGGAGGAGAAGAACAAGCUAAUGAUCGACGUGCAGAAGCUGGAGGCCGAGGCUGCGACCACUCAAAGGCUGGCGGCUGAGGAGAUAUACAAGUUGGAGGAGGAGCUGAAGAAACUCAGAAAGUUGGAGGAAGAGAACCUCACUCUGGAGUCCAAGAACAUGGCUUUGGUGAAGAGUAUGGAAGAACUCAAAAUCAGCAAUGAAACGCGCGUUGGAGAGCUGGAAACGGAGAAGUUUAAUGUGAUCGAAGAGGUUGUAGUACUACAGGAACAACUAACGACAGCGAAGUCCAGCAUAGAAGAAAGAGAUCAGAAGAUGAAGGAAAUGCAAGAGGAAGUCAGCAAUGUGUCGAACCUACGUGCUAAAGUCGAUCUUCUGGAGAAAGAAAAGAGGAGUUUGGAGAACAAGAUAGUAGAUCUCAGGGUCCAAGUGGCAUCUACAGAAAUCACAAAUAAUGAUUCCGAUAACUUUGUUAAGGAAUUGAAAGAUGAAAAGGAUCAGCUGGAAGGACAAGUUAACUUCCUCAAUACUGUCAUCGUUGACAUGCAACGAAAGAAUGAUGAGCUCAAGACGCGCAUAGAGAUCUUCGAACUUGGAAAUGUUUCUGAUGACACUAAAGCUAAUAUGAAUGGAAUGAGUCCAAAAGGACGUUAUGUGGUAGCUCCGAGAUUAUAUUGUGACAUCUGUGACUGCUUUGAUGCCCACGACACAGAGGACUGCCCGAAACAGGCCUCAUCAGACUCUCCUCCUCCGUCACAACACCAUGGGGAAAGAGGAUCAACGAGACCAUACUGUGAUACUUGUGAAGUUUUUGGGCAUGAAACCGGCGAAUGUAAUGAUGACGAAACCUUCUAAAUCGGCUGUGAAUCUUAAUUGUUAGAUAUUAAUGUUAUUGUUAUGACAUGAUAUAUGCAUAUAGUUUUGGUACUGUGAAACCUUACUUGGAGUGUUCUCAAAGAUGAGUUUGUAAAUAGGUCAAAAGUCCACUAGGCAUUAAGGUAACCGACUUGUUAAAGGCAUUUGUAUGAUAGCUGGACUGUCUUAUAGGCUUUUUAACUUGCGUCUUGUUUUGCAGUGAUGAAGAGUGUCCUGAAAAUAGAAGCAAUAAUUUCUGGCCUUAUAUCGAGAAGUCGAAAAUGAGCUUACAUAAUAGCCAUGUACAAUGGCAUAUAUAUUUAAUGUUGAAAAAAAGGAAAAUGUUAUUAUUUGCAUUUCUUGUUACUUGAAUUUAUCUAUAGAAAAUAUAAUAAGCAUCGUCCACAUUUUUAAAGGGCUUACAGGAUGUGAAAGUUAGUGUUUCAAAUAAAAUUGGGGAUAUGAUGGUCCAUCUUCAACCCUUUAUCUUGUGUCCUCAUCCAAAUUGUAAUCAAAAUUUAUUUUAUAUGCAUCUUAUUUUGUCAUUCAAUUCAGAAUUCAGAUAAAUAUUGUCCAUCUACUAUUUUGAAUAAAGGAUAUUAAUGUAU
Penaeus indicus is the source of this 6922-nucleotide messenger RNA. RefSeq names its product CAP-Gly domain-containing linker protein 1-like (gene CLIP-190). The transcript is spliced from 38 exons. The coding region runs from base 360 to 6314 and encodes 1984 amino acids. The record is from RefSeq and is a predicted model, not a curated record. Gene Ontology annotation, biological process: cytoplasmic microtubule organization. Gene Ontology annotation, molecular function: microtubule plus-end binding. NCBI's taxonomy places the organism in Eukaryota, Metazoa, Arthropoda, Malacostraca, Decapoda, Penaeidae. Gene Ontology annotation, cellular component: nucleus; cell cortex; microtubule plus-end.